AUAAAUCCUCAGCUGGGAUGGCUCAGCUUCCUGGGGGCGAAGUGGGGUUGGGGUUCCGUCCUUAGGUGCUGAGAUGCCAGGCACCCGGAGCGUGGGGACAGCGCCUGCUGGUGGCUGCCGGUCUCUGUCACCACUUCUGUGUCUCUUCGUCUUACUACACCUCCACCCCACCCCCGGCCGUCUCUGGGUUUCCACAGCCCUGCUCUCAAGUCUUUGGCCCACCUCUGCCCUCAGGUCACUCGCAGGGCCUUCUCCACUGGCUCUCGGGGUCUGUUCCCCCCACCUCCCUCUCGGGCCUCCUGAGGCCCUGGUCCCUCUUGUCCCCACUGGGCCAGACUUCUGCUCCCAGCUGCCCUGCUGGGCUGGGCGAGGGCUGGGGUGUGGGUUCCCGGCACAGCUGGGCCCUUAAGUUCCCCAGAAAGCUCUCUCUCCCGCCUUCCCCCAUCACACACAUUGUUCCUCUCUGGCUGUUCUUUCCUGUCCAGGACCCUCCAAGGCCAAACCAGGGCUGACUGGCAGUGACUACUGCCCUGCCCUCUCCAUCUGGGGAAACUGAGUCGGGGGGGUGAUGGAGGGGGAUAGAGUUCUUUUAUUUAUUUAUUUUUGUGUGCAUUGGGUCUUUGUUGCUGAGCGCAGGCUUUCUCUAGUUGUGCUGAGUGGGGGUUACUCUUCGUUGUGGUGCGCGGGCUUCUCAUUGCAGUGGCUUCCCUUGUUGCGGAGCAUGGGCUCUAGGCACGUGGGCUUCAGUAGUUGUGGCACACGGGCUCAGUAGUUGUGGCUCACGGGCUCUAGAGCGCAGGCUUAGUAGUUCUGGCGCAUGGGCUUAGUUGCUCCGCUGCAUGUGGGAUCUUUCCAGACCAGGGGACCAGGGCUCGAACCUGUGUCCCCUGCAUUGGCAGGCGGACUCUUAACCACUGCACCACCAGGGAGGUCCGGGGAUAGAGUUCUUUGUGGGGGUGGGUGCCUGCUACCUCCCCCAUCCUGGCUCGGAGCUCGGGGGGGUUCCCACCCUCUGCCACACUUUACGGAGAUGCACAUUGAGGCUCCACUACCCUGCUUCACAACUCCCCAGGGGCUGUCUUUUCAGCCCCUGCUGCUGACAUGGUGUCUACAUGUGCCUGCCCUUCCUUUCUCGAGUAGCUGGUCCCCCAGGUCUCUGUCCACACGACCUGGAUCACCGGAGACGGAAUCCCAGGCUUUUCUUUCCAUGGCCCUCCUACACCUGCUUCAGUACAGCUGGAGCUCUAGGCCUGCCUGCACCCCACACCCGUCUACACCUAUUCCUCUUCUACCAGGAGGGUGUUAGGGCUCAGACUCUACAACUUCAGUUGGCUGUCUUUGCCACCUGUCCCAAUUGCCAAUGUCCCACAUUGCCCAGCCCCCUCUCUGGAAGUCGCCUGUCCCCUGAGACUUAACGCUAGUCUGGUCCCUGACAGAUGUGGGUGAGUUCGCAUCUAAAUAGCCUAGCGCUUCCCCGCCCCCACCCCUUUCCUGGAAGCCAGAAGCUGCGACGUCACUUGCAGGUGUCAGCUGCCCCGCCCCUCCUCUCUCCGCCUUAAAGGGGUCGCGUCUCCCGAGGCUUCCCAGGGGCGUAGAUAGCACCUCGGCGGGACCCGUGAGGGCUCCGUGGCCGCGGUGCGGGAGGUGGAUGUCCGGAUCCUAAUCCUGCCCUUCUGGCGUGGUGUGGCUCUUGGCCUCCGUUUUCUCGGCCUGAGAAGUGGGGACGCCAGGAUUCCUCGCACUGAAGCAGGCGCUCAGGGGGCAUUUUCCAGGCCCAGGAAGGGGGUGGGGCAGCAGCCCAGAGGACCCGCUUCACCCACCGGUUUCUCGGACCCCGCCCGCCCCACCCCCACGAUGACCGCCCACAUCCUCCUGCUGUUGCUCCUCGCCUCCUCCACCCUGGGGGACCCGGACUCCGCGGGCAGGCGGCCCCAGCGCCAGGUCUCCCAGCAGCACAGGCACCUCUGUUCACUGGGCACGUGCCAGACGCACCGCCUGCCAGAGAUCAUAUACUGGCUCCGCUUUGCCUCCACCAAGGAGCUCUCAGGGAAGGCGGGCCGCGAGCCUCAGGAUCCCCACAGCUAUGGGCGCCGCCGGCGGCGCGCGGCCAGACUCCUGCUGCGUCUCCAGGACCCCAGCCUGAGGCAAGGAGGCCAGCGCAGUGCCCGGCUCUCUGGGUGAUGUUGGGCACAUCUCUGCUAGUCCGCUGGCUUCAGUCUACCCAUCUGUGUAUCGGGGCCGUGACCCCAAGUUUCUUUUCCCCUAACUCCACCUCCUGGGCUCUCCCCAGGCAGCGACUGGGCUGGACCACGUGCACACCGGACCCAGC
This is a messenger RNA of Globicephala melas (long-finned pilot whale), 2329 nucleotides long. It is a transcript of the gene ADM5, whose product is annotated as adrenomedullin 5 (putative). Gene Ontology annotation, biological process: positive regulation of heart rate; regulation of systemic arterial blood pressure; adenylate cyclase-activating G protein-coupled receptor signaling pathway. The record is from RefSeq and is a predicted model, not a curated record. NCBI's taxonomy places the organism in Eukaryota, Metazoa, Chordata, Mammalia, Artiodactyla, Delphinidae.